This is a messenger RNA of Lotus japonicus, 1757 nucleotides long. RefSeq names its product E3 ubiquitin-protein ligase PUB23-like. The record is from RefSeq and is a predicted model, not a curated record. Gene Ontology annotation, biological process: protein ubiquitination. The coding region runs from base 94 to 1359 and encodes 421 amino acids. The transcript has a single exon. Gene Ontology annotation, molecular function: ubiquitin protein ligase activity. NCBI's taxonomy places the organism in Eukaryota, Viridiplantae, Streptophyta, Magnoliopsida, Fabales, Fabaceae.
UCAACAUCCCUCUCUCAUAUCAAACGUAACCAAACCAAAAGCAUUCACUUUUCAUUUUUCAAAGUCCAAAUUUGCAGCUGCUUCACCUGAAUCAUGGACGAGAUUGAAGUGCCUCCAUUCUUCCUCUGCCCAAUUUCCUUAGAAAUCAUGAAGGACCCCGUCACAAUCUCCACCGGAAUCACCUACGACCGAGACAGCAUCGAGAAAUGGCUCUUCUCAGAGAACAACAAAACCUGCCCGGUCACCAAACAGGCCCUAAAUCUCUCCGAUUCAACCGGUCCCACGCCGAACCACACGCUCCGGAGACUCAUCCAAGCGUGGUGCACAAUCAACUCCUCUCACGGAGUCGAAAGGAUCCCAACUCCAAAGCCUCCAGUGUCAAAAACCGCAAUAAAAAAGCUUCUCAUAGACGCUUCUCAUUCAGACUCUCCUCAGUUGCAGAUCCAAUCUCUCGGAAGGCUCAAAUCCAUCGCUUCUGAGAGCGAAACCAACAGACGCUGCAUUGAAUCCGCUGGCGCGGUCGAGUGCUUAGCGUCUGUUGUAACAACCAGAACCAAUUCUUUAUCUUUAGAUGAUGAAAUUGAAGGGUUUGACUUAAAAUCAGGUCCUGCAGAUGAAGCUUUGAGCAUCCUCUUCACUCUUAAUUUACAAGAAUCAGGUUUGAAAACCCUCUUUAGCUACCAAAAUGGUGAAUUUGUACUCUCCUUGACGAGGAUCAUGCAGAAAGGACUCUACGAGUCGCGAACUUACGCAGUUUUGUUGCUGAAAUCGAUGUCUGAAGUGGCUGAUUCAGCGAAGAUAGCGAAUCUGAGAGGUGAGUUGUUUGUGGAAUUGGUACAAGUCUUGAAAGAUCAGGUUUCCCUGAAGGCUUCCAAGGCGACGCUGAAGACGCUGAUUCAGCUGGUUCCGUUCGGGAGGAACAGGAUCAAAGCAGUGGAAGCUGGGGCGGUACCUGUUCUGGUCGAGCUUCUUCUGGAUUGCAAGGACAGGAAGCCUUGUGAGAUGAUGAUGGUGCUUUUGGAGAUUUUAUGUCAGUGCGCGGACGGGCGCGCGGAGCUUUUAAGCCAUGGAGCGGGGCUAGCCAUCGUGUCCAAGAAGAUUCUCAGGGUUUCCACAAUGGCGAACGAUAGGGCUGUUAGGAUUCUGCUAUCGGUUUCACGAUUCUCUGCGAAACCGAGUGUUUUGCAAGAGAUGGUGCAGUUUGGGGUGGUGGCCAAACUGUGUUUGGUGCUUCAAGUGGAUAGUGGCAACAAGGCCAAGGAGAAAGCAAGGGAGAUACUCAAAUUGCAUGCUCGUGUUUGGAGAAACUCUCCUUGCAUACCUAGCAAUCUGCUUGCUUCAUAUCCAACAAGUGAGUGAAAAUGAAAUCGAAUUUUGAUCAAGGUUUGAAAUUGCGGUUAAGAUCCUUGAAAUUGUAGAAAAUUACAGAAAAUUGGGAUCAUAAUUGCAGUACUCGCAAGAUGCUCUUGAAGACCUCUAGAAUCAUGAGACUGUGCAGGCUGCAAUCAAGAUAGUAAAAUGUGAUUUAAAAUUUUAGUUUUCACCUUCCUGUAAAAAUUAGCUUUCAGAAUUACACCUCUUUUCGGUUUUGCUUUUUCAUUGUACAGAAUUAUUUGAAGAACAAGUCUGACAACAAAGAGAUAGGAAUUAUGGGCACAUAAAACGUUGUUCAUAAAGAGGAAUGUGUGGAUAGUGUGGGCAAUUGGGCACAUAAAAUAUUGUUCAUAUUUUUUUAAUAAGCAAAUAUUGUUCAUAUA